AUGCCUUCCAAGAAUAUCGACAACGUCACUCCCAUUGAAGUCACACCUGAUCAAUGGUACAAAUUGUGUGGACACCUUCCUGCUUUGGCAGAAGGAGAAACGUACUCACCGGAAGUCAUCGCCGGCUUCAGCGACGAACAAGUCAUGAUUAACGAAACCAUUGAAUCGCUCGCUGCCGGCACUUGCCUAUGCCUUGACAGGUACAGUCAAGCGAUCCUUGGAGUCAAUGCCCUCAACUUUCCGCACGUCCUACCAAGAUCUCGGUCUCGUGCAAAUACCCCGGCGGUCAAUUCACCCGUUGGCGCCACGGAAACGACGGCAGCUACUUCCAAAGGUGGUUCCUCGAAAACCCCUUCUGCCGCCAAUACACCAUUGCCUCUCUCUGAUCCUGGCUCAACUAAAACAAAGUCGAAGCCACUUUCCGCCCCUGGUGGAAUUUUGAAUACCACGCCUAUGAGCUAUUCCGCUGCGAUUGGCACCAUAAGUCCCGCAACCGGCUCGGCAGGGAUGCAGAACUCUGGUCGAUGUUCGACAUCUGGCAUCACCACUGGUCGCACCAUUACGAAUCAACCGGACACCACCCGUUCGGCCAACACGUUUCGGAAGGUCGACAGCCCGGGCUUUGCACCUUCCACCGCCUUGGGUUUGACUCUCGGCAGUGGGCCCCCGCGGAACCCUAAACCGGACGCUCCUCAUCUCAACACUCCCCGUGCUAAGGCCUUCACAUCUGCUGUCGAUAGUAUCAUGGCAGAUAAGGGUAAACGCUCCGAUCGUAUGGAGAUCGAGCCUUCUCCUCUUCCUCGUGACGGCACUGGUAUCGACAAUUCCGAGUCCCGCCAAUCCGACAUUACCGUCACCAUGCGACCUGAUCAGCUUCCUGGUUGGUUGGCCUAUCAGGAGUCUGUCGCUCGGAAGAUCAAGGCCGAAUGGGACGCAGAGAUUCUCAGAGGCGAAGACGUUGAAAUGUCUCCUCCUACCCGUCAUGAUCGGGCCUCCGCCAUGCCCAGUACCAGUCAACGCCCGGAUCCAACGGCUGGUCAUUUCAGUCCUCCCGGGUCUCCUCCUCCUAGCUCUCCAGCAUCGGGAGCUAGGGACGCUUAUCAACGUCCUCCACCUAUGGCCGGUCGUUCAAUCUUCGAAAACGACGCAUACCGUGCUUUUAAAGCCAUGAACGCCAAGAAGGCCCCGCGGUUCAGCGGCACGAACCACAAGGACGCCGCGACUUGGUGCGCCAGCACGGCCAAAUCCUUGUCCAUCUUGGGUAUCGACCGAUCCAUCUGGCACCGUGUUGGGAUGCAACUGGUCGAACACGCUGCUCUCACCAAAAUUGAGCGUGUCAUCGACACCGAAUUUGCCCCUCGGAACUGGGAAGAAUUCGUUACUUUACUUAAGAAGAAGUUUCCAUCCACCUUGACUGUCGAAGCUUUGUUUACUCGUUUCGGAAAUUUCGCUUUUCGCCCGAACGAGAAGGCUGUAGAAGCCUAUGGUCGGUUCCGUGUCAUUCAAAACGACGCCGACACUAUUGGACUGAAGUACGAGGUCGAAGCCAUGUGGAUCAAGAAAUUACCACCCAAGCUUCGCGAAUUAGUGCAGACUCAGGUUGAUCAAGCUCGUGAGAUGGGUCUCAAGAUGAAUAUGGAGCAAGUUGUUGAAUGCACUUACAAUAGGGAUGCCAGGAUCCAGGAAAAUCGUGAAACCUUGUAUUCCACCUCUGACAACUCUCGUAAGCAUUCUCGAAACAACAGCACCAAGAAACCUAAUCGACCCUCAUCCAGCAAGCGCAGGACCAAUAACAGCUCUUCCAUUUCCACCGAUCCACCUUCGAAGAGGUGUUACAACUGUGGCAAGGAUGGCCACAUUUUCGGUACUUUAUCUAAUCCGAUUUGUCCUGAUGCUCCUACUUCCCGCACUAUGAACUACUUCAAAACCCACAAGAAGCCUGAGAAAGAUUCUGCCUCCGGACCAUCAAAAGAUUAG
Molecule: messenger RNA, 1977 nt
Organism: Melampsora larici-populina 98AG31
Lineage: Eukaryota; Fungi; Basidiomycota; Pucciniomycetes; Pucciniales; Melampsoraceae
Exons: 1
Coding region: 1-1977 (658 amino acids)
Source: RefSeq, a predicted model, not a curated record